Messenger RNA from Aspergillus caelatus, 9976 nucleotides. It is a transcript of the gene prp8, whose product is annotated as U4/U6-U5 snRNP complex subunit PRP8. Gene Ontology annotation, molecular function: endonuclease activity; metallopeptidase activity; protein binding. Gene Ontology annotation, biological process: spliceosomal tri-snRNP complex assembly; mRNA splicing, via spliceosome. The transcript has a single exon. NCBI's taxonomy places the organism in Eukaryota, Fungi, Ascomycota, Eurotiomycetes, Eurotiales, Aspergillaceae. Gene Ontology annotation, cellular component: U5 snRNP; catalytic step 2 spliceosome. The record is from RefSeq and is a predicted model, not a curated record. The coding region runs from base 210 to 9710 and encodes 3166 amino acids.
AGGGGAUCGUGCAGGAGUUGUUUUCAUCUUUGGGGUUACGAUUUCACUCCGCUGCGCGAUAUUGCCCAGUUUAUUACCACCCCCGACCGCUUUUGUUGAUGAUUCGCGGUUGUUAAUGACUUUUUUCAACGUGACUCUGUGACGCGACUUGCCCGAGCAUUAACCUCAAUCAGAAAGAGCAGAGCUAUCUCCAUUCCGCCAUUGGCAUUAUGGCAUCAUUACCCCCUCCUCCACCUCCAGGAUGGGGUGCAUCGGCUCCGCCGUCGAUGCCUCUGGCUCCUCCGCCGCCGGGAUAUCAGCCGCCAGCUGAUCCGACCGUCGCAAAAUUUGCUCAGAAGAAGAACGAAUGGCUCCGGACACAACGAAACCGAUUCGGAGAGAAGAGAAAGGGUGGAUUUGUUGAAACACAGAAGGCGGACAUGCCCCCAGAGCACCUACGAAAGAUUGUGCGAGAUAUCGGCGAUGUAUCGCAGAAGAAGUUCAGCAACGAAAAGCGUAGCUAUCUCGGCGCGCUGAAGUUCAUGCCCCAUGCAGUUUUGAAGCUGUUGGAAAACAUGCCUAUGCCCUGGGAGUCUUCAAGGGAAGUAAAGGUUCUAUACCAUGUUAACGGCUGUCUCACACUGGUAAAUGAGACUCCUAGAGUUAUCGAACCCGUCUUCCACGCACAGUGGGCGACAAUGUGGGUGUGUAUGCGCAGAGAAAAGAGUGAUCGUAGACACUUCAAGAGAAUGCGCUUUCCUCCCUUCGAUGACGAAGAGCCACCACUGUCCUGGUCGGAGAAUAUCGAAGACGUUGAACCGUUAGAGCCCAUCCAGAUGGAACUCGACGAGAAUGAGGAUUCCCCCGUCUACGAGUGGUUUUACGAUCAUCGACCUCUCCUUGAUACCCCCCACGUUAAUGGUCCUAGCUAUAAGAAGUGGAACCUAUCUCUACCGCAGAUGGCGACUCUGUAUCGUCUAAGUCAUCAACUCCUCAGUGACGUGGUAGACGAGAACUACUUCCACAUGUUCGAUCUGAAUAGCUUUUUUACAGCAAAGGCUCUGAACGUUGCCAUCCCUGGUGGUCCGCGCUUUGAACCGUUAUACAAGGACAUUGAUCCCAACGACGAAGACUUCAGUGAAUUUAACGCCAUCGACCGUAUCAUUUUCCGUGCCCCCAUUCGCACGGAAUACCGAGUCGCAUAUCCUUUCUUGUACAAUACUCUCCCUAGAAGCGUGAAAGUUUCUUGGUACUCCCAUCCGCAAGUUGUUUAUGUUCGGACCGACGACCCCAACCUUCCUGCUUUUUACUUCGACCCUGUAAUUAAUCCAAUCUCCUCUCGCUCCGUCGCGCCUAAGAACAUCACAGUCAGCCACGAAGAUGAAAUCUUCGGACCAGGAAAUAAUGAAGACGAGUUCGAGCUUCCUGGAGAAGUCGAGCCUUUCUUCGCAGACGAGGAGCUUUACACCCCCGAGACCGCAUCCGCUAUUGCGCUCUGGUGGGCUCCUCACCCAUUCAACAAACGCUCUGGAAAGAUGGUUCGUGCACAGGAUGUGCCAUUGGUGAAGCAAUGGUACCUCGAGCAUUGCCCACAAGGCCAACCCGUCAAAGUUCGCGUGUCUUACCAGAAGCUUCUGAAAACGUUUGUGCUCAACGAGCUUCACAAGAAGAAGCCCAAGGCUCAGAAUAAGCAGAACUUACUGAGGACCCUGAAAUCCACCAAGUUCUUCCAGCAGACAACUAUCGACUGGGUUGAGGCUGGUUUGCAAGUUUGCCGCCAGGGUUUCAACAUGCUUAACUUGUUGAUUCAUCGCAAGAACUUGACGUACUUGCAUUUGGACUACAACUUCAACUUGAAGCCGGUUAAGACCCUAACCACAAAAGAGCGGAAGAAGUCUCGUUUCGGAAAUGCUUUUCACUUGAUGAGAGAAAUUCUGCGUCUUACCAAGCUGAUUGUUGAUGCCCAAGUCCAGUAUCGUCUGGGCAACAUCGAUGCCUUCCAACUGGCUGAUGGUAUUCUCUAUGCUUUCAACCAUGUGGGACAGCUGACCGGUAUGUACCGUUACAAGUACAAGCUGAUGCAUCAGAUUCGUUCUUGUAAGGAUCUUAAGCACUUGAUCUACUACCGAUUCAACUCUGGCCCGGUGGGCAAAGGUCCUGGAUGUGGUUUCUGGGCACCGGCCUGGCGCGUUUGGCUGUUCUUCAUGCGUGGUAUCAUCCCUCUUCUUGAGAGAUGGCUUGGGAACUUGCUGUCUCGUCAGUUCGAGGGUCGUCACAGCAAGGGAGUUGCGAAGACUGUCACCAAGCAGCGUGUGGAGUCUCAUUUUGACCUCGAACUUCGUGCUUCCGUCAUGGCUGACUUGAUGGACAUGAUGCCUGAGGGUAUCAAGCAGAACAAGGUCAAUACAGUCCUUCAACAUCUCUCGGAAGCUUGGAGAUGCUGGAAGAGUAACAUUCCUUGGAAGGUUCCUGGGUUGCCUGCUCCUAUCGAAAACAUCAUCCUUCGGUAUGUCAAGAGCAAGGCCGAUUGGUGGAUAUCUGUCGCGCAUUACAACCGUGAACGAAUUCGCCGCGGUGCUACUGUGGAUAAGACCGUUGCCAAGAAGAAUCUUGGCCGACUCACUCGGUUGUGGCUCAAGGCGGAACAGGAGAGGCAGCACAACUAUCUGAAGGAUGGUCCUUACGUGUCGUCUGAAGAGGCUGUUGCUAUCUACACCACCAUGGUACAUUGGCUUGAGUCCCGCAAGUUCUCUCCAAUUCCAUUCCCUAGCGUCUCCUACAAGCAUGAUACCAAGAUUUUGAUCCUUGCUCUUGAACGUUUACGUGAAGCAUACUCCGUCAAAGGUAGACUCAAUCAGAGCCAGCGUGAAGAGCUUGCUCUUAUUGAACAGGCCUACGAUUCUCCUGGAACGACACUGGCCAGGAUUAAGCGAUUCCUUUUGACCCAGCGAGCGUUCAAGGAAGUCGGUAUCGAUAUGAACGAUAAUUACAGUCAUAUCAAUCCAGUGUACGAUGUGGAGCCUAUUGAGAAGAUCACCGACGCUUAUUUGGAUCAGUAUCUCUGGUAUCAGGCAGAACAGCGCCACCUCUUCCCCUCGUGGAUCAAGCCUUCCGAUUCCGAAGUUCCUCCGCUGUUGACGUACAAGUGGGCACAAGGCAUCAACAACUUGUCCAAUGUUUGGGAAACUGCCGAUGGCGAGACAAAUGUAAUGAUCGAGACGGAAUUGUCGAAGGUUUACGAGAAGAUCGAUCUUACUCUAUUGAACCGACUGCUGCGCUUGAUCAUGGACCACAACUUGGCUGACUACAUCACUUCCAAGAAUAACGUGCAGCUCAGCUACAAGGAUAUGAACCACACGAACAGCUACGGGUUGAUCCGGGGUCUACAAUUCUCUGGCUUCGUCUUCCAGUUCUAUGGUUUGAUGAUUGAUCUGCUGCUUCUUGGACUUCAGAGAGCUAGUGAAAUGGCGGGUCCACCUCAGAGCCCUAACGACUUCCUGCAGUUUAGGGAUCGUGCUACCGAGACCAGACAUCCUAUUCGUCUGUAUACCCGCUAUGUCGACAGGAUUUGGGUGUUUUUCAGAUUCUCUGCAGACGAGUCUAGAGAUCUUAUCCAGCGCUUCUUGACGGAAAAUCCGGAUCCCAACUUCGAAAACGUUAUCGGUUACAAGAACAAGAAAUGCUGGCCGCGUGAUUGCCGAAUGCGUUUGAUGCGGCACGACGUCAACCUGGGCCGCGCUGUAUUCUGGGAUUUGAAGAACCGUCUGCCGAGGUCGAUCACGACGAUCGAAUGGGAUGAUACCUUUUCCAGCGUUUACAGCAAGGACAACCCUAACCUUCUGUUCUCCAUGUCUGGGUUCGAGGUUCGCAUUCUUCCGAAGAUUCGCAACCAGAAUGAAGAGUUCUCAGUGAAAGAUAGCGUUUGGUCUUUGGUCGAUAACACGACGAAGGAACGCACGGCUCACGCCUUCCUUCAGGUUACAGAGGAGGACAUCCAAAAAUUCAAUAACAGAAUUCGUCAAAUCCUCAUGUCUUCUGGUUCCACGACCUUCACCAAGAUCGCUAACAAGUGGAACACGGCUUUGAUUGCUCUCUUCACCUACUAUCGUGAAGCCGCCGUAUCGACUGUCAACCUUCUGGACACGAUCGUCAAGUGCGAGACCAAGAUUCAGACCCGUGUCAAGAUUGGGCUUAACUCUAAGAUGCCUUCCCGUUUCCCUCCGGCUGUUUUCUACACUCCAAAGGAACUGGGAGGUCUGGGUAUGAUCUCGGGAUCCCACAUCCUUAUCCCUGCUAGUGACAAGAGGUGGUCAAAGCAAACCGAUACCGGUAUUACUCACUUCCGAGCCGGUAUGUCACAUGACGAGGAAACAUUGAUCCCCAACAUCUUCCGGUACAUUAUUCCCUGGGAAGCCGAGUUCAUCGAUUCUCAGAGAGUGUGGAUGGAAUACUCUCAGAAGCGACAGGAGGCUCAACAGCAGAACCGUCGUUUGACGCUUGAGGACCUGGAGGACAGCUGGGACCGUGGUCUGCCUCGUAUCAACACCUUGUUCCAGAAGGAUCGCAGUACUCUCAGCUUCGACAAGGGAUUCCGUCUUCGAGCCGAAUUUAAACAAUACCAGCUUAUGAAGAGUAAUCCGUUCUGGUGGACAAGUCAGCGUCACGAUGGUAAAUUGUGGAACUUGAACGCCUACCGUACUGACGUCAUCCAAGCUCUGGGUGGUGUAGAGACAAUCUUGGAACACACUCUGUUCAAGGCCACGGCUUUCCCAUCAUGGGAAGGUCUCUUCUGGGAGAGAGCUUGUCUUGCCAAAGGGACACGACUGUUGCGAUAUGAUGGCAGUGAAGUCGAGGUCCAGGAUGUUCGCGAGGGAGAUCUCCUCCUUGGUCCUGAUGGUGGUACUCGUCGAGCAUUCAACAUAGUGAAUGGCAAAGACCGUCUCUAUCGCAUUAAGAUUGGUGGAAGUAAAGAGGACCUAGUAGUUACACCAAACCAUAUCCUGGUUCUUCAUCGGGAGAAACGUGCUAGAAAUGCUUAUUCAGGACCCUCUAUACAAGGCCAUGUCCAGCGAUUUGAAAGUCGCUUUGGUGACCUGCCAGUUCCAAGUUCUAGUCCAGCGGCUUCCAACCGGCCCAAUAACCUGGUCAAGGACCGGGGGGAUUUCCUGUCUGCUUUGAAGAGCGCUAUCGCUUGGGUCCUGCAUGCCGAACGGAGUAAGACUGGUGCAGUGGCAGUUCGCAAUGUACUCAAUGGUACGGUUGGCCUUACGACCCACGAAGAGAACUAUUCGGUCACCAAUCCGCUAGUCAAAGGGGUCUACUUCACUUACGCUUGGGGCAAUCCUCAGAGAAACAAUAUCAAGGGCCAUCCCGACCACCCUCCUGUUUUCUUCGACACCAAGGAUGACGCUUUCUCUGCUGCCGUUGCAAAGAGCCGUGAACUGUAUUCGCAAGGUGAAGUUACUUUGGCAACGCUUCGCAACCGAUUCCUUGCCAAAUCUGCUAAUGGCAAGGGUGGUGAGCUCCUAAUCGACAUCAACUUGCCGAAUAUGUUCCUACUUUGGGGCAAGAACGGGUCAAAUCUGCAGAUUCGUGUGUACUGCUCCCGGAACUACAAGAAAUACGCUCGAUCAUACGCUUUCGAAUCGAUGCCAAGCUCGAACCCUGAGGUCAAUGAGGAUGAAGACCUCCCCGAAGUUUCGGCAGCGGAACGGUACGAUACUGUGGAAAUGACUGCUGCUGAAUUCGCCGCCCUUAGUGCUGAGGAAAGGAGCCGCUAUCGAGUAUUCAGAAGUCCUGGCUUCGAGUUGCCCGAUCAAAAAGUCCCUGUCAACCCCUAUUUCCUCGGUCUUUGGCUUGGGGAUGGCAACCGCAAGUCGACUACUAUCUAUACGGAUCAUGAGUCUGAAAUCCGCGAAUUCCUUGUCGAUCAUGCUGCCGAAUUGGAUCUGAACCUUGUAUGGCAUGGUCAACUAGACUAUGCGACCGUUGGAAAACCUCAUCCUGGAACUGAUACUCGAUUGCCAACCGCUACUAUGGAUACUACUCGACGUCCGCUUUGCCGUCAAGCACGCCAGACGAUUCGAAAGCAACGACUUGCUGCCGAAGCAGUUGAUUCGUCCCCCCGCUUAUUAGAGUCGCAAACCCAGUCAAAGCGCAGCUUGCCUUCAAGCGUCGAACUCACUCCUCCGCCGUCCCCAAAGCGCUUGUCUUUGUCCGAACUUGAUUCCCGGGAGCUUGAUGCAGCUGGUUCCCAAUCACAAGCCGAAUUCACCGGUGUAUCGGUUGUUCCUGAUUCAAUGGCCGAAUGGUUGGGCGAUUCGAAUCCUGAUGAGGUUUCUGAAUCCGUUCCCGAUAAUUCCCCCGAAUUUGGGCUCCUUGAGGUUCCUGAGAUAGAUUCAAGCGUUUUCUCGGAACUUACCGCUGAUUCUGAACUCAUGCGGUUGAUUGAACAAGUAGAGGGUUCUGGAAAAGCCUUCCUCAGCCCCCUCCAUGAGCCGGUACCAGACCUCGAUAUACUCGAUACCGAUAGUGAGGAUGAGGCGAUCGAGAACCUGGAUGUUCAGGGCGAUAGCCAGCCCGAUAGCCAACUGCAGUCGCAGUUCCCUAGCCGUCGACGCAAUCAUCGUUUGCGAACCGGUUGUCGAGCAUAUGGCGAGCUGGAUGCCAAUGAGCAGGAUCAACUCCUCGAUCAAAUGGUCGAUCAAUCUGAAGGCGGUUCCCGUGUUAACUCCCUUCAUAAAGCCCUUGAAAGCCUAGACCUAAUUACCCACAAAACCGGUCCUGGAGCCGAUGUCAAACGUAUUCCACCGGUCUAUUUGAAGAACUCACGGUCCGUUCGUCUUGCUGUUCUUGCUGGACUUAUAGAUAGUGAUGGUUGGUACGUUUACCCGGAAAACAUGUUCGGCUUUAGCCAAAGCGAAAGAUGGCAUUCAAAGCUCUUUUGGGACGUUGUUGCAUUGGCCCGUUCUUUGGGUCUAAGUGUUUGGACAGAGCGACGCAUGAUGUGGAACCCUACUCGUACGGAACGCUAUCCCCAGCUUGUUGCUCAAAUCUUUGGCAAUGUCGCAGAAGUUCCUUGCCUACUUGCGCGAAAGCAGGGCGUCGAGCGCUUCAUUCCCCAAGCACAUAGCUUCAAGAUCAAGGACAUUAGUCUUGAAACCGAAUCUACCGAAUGGGCCGGUUUCCGAGUUGAUAAAGAUCAGCUCUACUUACGACACGACUACCUUGUUUUGCACAACAGUGGAUUUGAAGAAUCUAUGAAGUUCAAGAAGCUCACCAAUGCUCAAAGAUCCGGUUUGAACCAAAUUCCUAACCGUCGUUUCACUCUGUGGUGGUCCCCAACUAUCAAUCGUGCCAACGUCUAUGUCGGUUUCCAGGUCCAGCUGGAUCUUACUGGUAUCUUCUUGCACGGAAAGAUUCCUACUCUCAAAAUUUCUUUGAUUCAGAUCUUCCGAGCUCACUUGUGGCAGAAGAUCCACGAGUCCGUUGUCAUGGACUUGUGUCAAGUCUUCGACCAAGAAUUGGAGCAGCUAGGUAUUGAAGCAGUCCAGAAGGAGACUAUCCAUCCACGUAAGUCGUAUAAGAUGAACAGUUCAUGUGCGGACAUUUUGCUUUUCGCCACGAACAAGUGGAACGUCACCCGGCCCUCGCUGCUGUUUGACACUAAGGACGUGUACGAGCCCACUACGACGAAUAAGUUCUGGCUGGAUGUGCAGCUGAGAUACGGUGACUACGAUUCUCACGACAUCGAGAGAUACGUUCGUGCGAAGUACCUGGACUACACAACCGACAGCAUGAGCAUUUAUCCUUCCGCUACCGGUUUGAUGAUCGGAAUUGACCUCGCGUACAACCUCUACUCGGCAUAUGGACAAUACUUCCCCGGUCUCAAGACCCUGAUUCAGCAAGCUAUGGCUAAGGUCAUGAAGGCUAACCCCGCCUUGUAUGUGCUGAGGGAACGUAUCAGGAAGGGUCUGCAGCUGUAUGCUUCUGAGAGCAACCAAGAGUUCCUUAACUCUCAGAACUACUCGGAGCUUUUCAGUCCUCAGAUCCAGCUAUUCAUUGAUGAUACCAAUGUUUACCGUGUCACCAUUCAUAAGACUUUCGAAGGCAAUCUCACAACCAAGCCUAUCAACGGUGCCAUUUUCAUCUUCAACCCCAGAACUGGACAGCUCUUCUUGAAGAUUAUUCACACCAGCGUUUGGGCGGGGCAGAAGCGUCUGGGUCAAUUGGCCAAAUGGAAGACCGCGGAAGAAGUGGCGGCUCUCAUUCGAUCCUUGCCCGUUGAAGAACAGCCGAAACAGCUUAUUGUUACUCGGAAGGGUCUGUUGGACCCACUUGAGGUCCACCUUCUUGACUUCCCUAACAUUUCGAUCCGUGCUUCUGAGCUCCAACUGCCAUUCCAGGCUGCUAUGAAGGUAGAGAAGCUCGCCGACAUGAUUCUUCGGGCGACGGAACCUCAGAUGGUUCUGUUCAACCUCUACGAUGAAUGGCUGAAGUCCAUCUCACCUUAUACUGCUUUCUCCCGACUCAUCCUUAUCUUGCGUGCUCUGCACGUCAACAUUGACAAGGCCAAGAUUAUUUUGAGACCCGACAAGACUGUUAUCACCCAGGAGCACCACAUCUGGCCCUCGUUGUCUGAUGAGGAUUGGAUCAAGGUCGAAGUACAGUUGCGUGACUUGAUUCUUAAUGACUAUGGAAAGAAGAAUAAUGUCAACGUUCAGAGCUUGACAAGCAGUGAAGUCAGGGAUAUCAUCUUGGGUAUGGAGAUCAGUGCACCUUCGUUGCAGCGACAGCAGGCAGCCGAGAUCGAGAAGCAGCAGGAAGAACAGAAGCAGCUCACAGCUGUGACAACGAAGACCCAGAACGUCCGUGGUGAAGAGAUCAUUGUGACCACUACAUCACAGUACGAGCAGCAGUCGUUCGCAUCCAAGACCGAAUGGCGCACCCGAGCCAUUGCGACAUCGAACUUACGGACCAGGGCGAACAACAUCUACAUCUCUUCGGAUGAGGUUCGUGACGAGGGGUAUACUUACAUUAUGCCUAAGAACAUCCUCAAGCGAUUCAUUACUAUCGCUGAUCUUCGGGUGCAAGUUGCCGGAUAUCUCUAUGGUAGCUCACCGCCUGAUAACGAUCAAGUGAAGGAGGUUCGCACGAUCGUGAUGAUCCCGCAGGUCGGAAACACACGGGAAGUCCAGCUGCCGCACCAAUUGCCCCAGCAUGAUUACUUGAAUAACCUUGAGCCCCUGGGAGUGAUUCACACCAUCUCGGGCAACGAGCCGCCGUACAUGACGGCAAUGGAUGUUACUCAACACGCCCGACUGAUGAAUGAGCACUCCAGCUGGGAUAAGAAAACGGUGACGAUGACCGUUUCAUUCACCCCGGGAUCCGUGUCACUGGCUGCUUGGGGUCUCACGCCGCAAGGAUACAAGUGGGGUGCCGAGAACAAGGACACGACGUCUGACCAACCGCAGGGCUUCUCGACCAGCAUGGGGGAGAAGUGCCAGCUGUUACUCAGUGACAAGAUUCGCGGUUAUUUCCUGGUUCCCGAGGAUAACGUGUGGAACUAUAGUUUCAUGGGCAGCUCCUUCGGCAGUGUCGAGAAACGGCCAGUGUACGUGAAGAUCGACACGCCCCUGAGGUUUUAUGACGAUCAACACCGGCCACUGCACUUCCAAAACUUUGCAGAACUGGAGGAUAUUUGGGUUGAUCGAUCUGAUAACUUUGCAUGAUCUGCAACUGUGAAAGGCGUUGGAAACGUUAUGUAUGAUUGAACCUAUCUUUUUAUUUAUUUAUUUUUUCAUUAUUUAUGUUACUGUUUUCUCCAUAGCUUUUAACUUUCUUGUCUUGUUUUUUUUCUCUCUCUCAUGAUGGCGAUUCUCUUUGAUCCGUUUUUCUUAUCAUUAAUUUAUGUAUACUCUACGAAAAGGGAAAACAAAAAGCGAGGGAUGCAUAUGGUUUGACUAGGCAAUCAUGCAACAGUAUGGAGACAGCAUUG